GUAUAAAAGGUUCGUACGCCCCACCGAGCAAACCCUCUCUCUCUCUUUCUCUUUCUCUCUCGUGAGGCGAUCGGAAACGAGAAGAGGAAGAAGAGGAGGAGCUUCAGUCCCUGAUCGAGAGGUGCUGCAGGAAUUCCUUAAGGCGGAUUGUGCUGUUGAGCUUUUUCUCUGACAAUCUCCCACCAUGUUCGGACGUGCACCGAAGAAGAGCGAUAACACCAGAUACUAUGAGGUUCUUGGGGUUCCAAAAAGUGCAAGCCAGGAUGAGCUUAAGAAGGCCUACAGAAAGGCUGCUAUAAAGAAUCAUCCUGAUAAAGGCGGAGACCCGGAGAAGUUCAAGGAGUUGGCUCAGGCAUAUGAAGUCCUCAGUGAUCCUGAGAAGAGGGAAAUCUAUGAUCAGUAUGGUGAAGAUGCACUCAAAGAAGGGAUGGGAGGAGGUGGCCCUUCCCAUAGCCCCUUUGAUAUCUUUGAGUCAUUCUUUGGUGGGGGUUUUGGUGGUGGCAGUUCAAGAGGAAGGAGGCAAAAACGUGGUGAAGAUGUUGUCCACACUUUGAAGGUCUCUCUUGAAGACUUGUAUAAUGGAACUUCUAAGAAGCUGUCCUUGUCAAGGAACGUUUUAUGUCCAAAAUGUAAAGGAAAAGGCUCAAAGAGUGGUGCAUCAGGGAGAUGUUCUGGAUGCCAGGGCUCUGGAAUGAAGGUCUCCAUUAGACAGCUUGGACCAGGCAUGAUUCAACAGAUGCAGCAUGUUUGUCCUGAAUGCCGAGGCUCAGGUGAAGUUAUAAGUGACAAAGACAAAUGCGGGCAAUGCAAAGGAGAGAAAGUCGUUCAGGAGAAGAAGGUGCUGGAGGUGCAUGUUGACAAAGGAAUGCAACAUGGUCAGAAAAUUGUAUUCCAGGGUGAAGCUGAUGAAGCUCCCGACACUGUUACUGGAGACAUUGUGUUUGUCUUGCAACUGAAGGAUCACUCAAAGUUUAAGAGGAAGUUUGAUGAUCUCUUUGUGGAACACUCUCUCAGCUUGACAGAAGCCCUUUGUGGAUUUCAGUUUGCUCUCACUCAUCUUGAUGGCAGGCAAUUGCUUAUUAAAUCAAACCCAGGGGAGAUCAUCAAGCCUGGUCAAUACAAGGCCAUCAAUGAUGAGGGAAUGCCACACUAUCAGAGGCCAUUUAUAAAAGGCAAGUUGUACAUCCACUUUAAUGUCGACUUCCCAGACAUGCUGUCACCAGACCAGUGCCGGACUCUGGAGAAGAUUCUUCCGCCAAGGCCAGGCAACCAGCUUACAGACAUGGAGUUAGAUGAGUGUGAAGAGACCACAUUGCAUGAUGUCAACAUUGAGGAGGAGAUGAGAAGAAAGCAGCAGCAGCAGCAACAAGAAGCAUAUGAUGAAGAUGAUGAGGGCUCCGCUCCACGGGUCCAAUGUGCACAACAGUGAUUGGUUAAUAAUAGCUUACCUUGUGAUUAGGGUAACGUUUAGUUUUUGUGGGUCGAUAACUGGUACCAGUAUAUUCUGCAGAGGAUACUUGAUCUCUGUUAGCUUUCCGUUUCGCUCUUUUCUCAUUUUCUACUUUGAGUUUGAGGUGGUAAAUUCUCUUGGAACAUGGAUGACAUCUAGACAAUCAAUUUAUCGUGUGGAGGUCCUCCUAUUCAGUUUA
This is a messenger RNA of Nymphaea colorata (pocket water lily), 1649 nucleotides long. Its product is annotated as dnaJ protein homolog 2-like. The record is from RefSeq and is a predicted model, not a curated record. Gene Ontology annotation, biological process: response to heat; protein refolding. NCBI's taxonomy places the organism in Eukaryota, Viridiplantae, Streptophyta, Magnoliopsida, Nymphaeales, Nymphaeaceae. Gene Ontology annotation, cellular component: cytoplasm; cytosol. Gene Ontology annotation, molecular function: Hsp70 protein binding; ATP binding. The coding region runs from base 185 to 1429 and encodes 414 amino acids. The transcript has 8 exons.